Molecule: messenger RNA, 3238 nt
Organism: Clarias gariepinus (North African catfish)
Lineage: Eukaryota; Metazoa; Chordata; Actinopteri; Siluriformes; Clariidae
Gene: sh2d3a
Product: SH2 domain containing 3A
Exons: 15
Coding region: 127-2631 (834 amino acids)
Biological process (GO): small GTPase-mediated signal transduction; positive regulation of peptidyl-serine phosphorylation
Molecular function (GO): phosphotyrosine residue binding; guanyl-nucleotide exchange factor activity
Source: RefSeq, a predicted model, not a curated record
CACAAUGAGAGUGAGUAGAAAGGGAAAGGAGAAAGAAGACGAGUGGAAUACGAGAGACGGCGUGAGAUCUUCCUUCACACACACUCAGGUGUUAUUAUAUAAAUCCUGAACGACAUCCGCGCAGACAUGAGUAACCGUUCGAUCGCGUGGUGGCUCAAACAGAUCGGCCUGUCACAGUACACACAGGCCCUGGAGAGAGAGUAUUAUGGGCUGGAGGGUCUUUUGAUGGUUACUGAUGGUGAUCUGAUUUCGAUGGGUGUUGAGGAUGCUGAUCACCGAGUGACCAUAUUAACUAACCUCAAAAAACACCGACAGAGCUUACUGACAGGCCCACCCGCUGUUCAGUAUCUGGCAUCGCCACUGACGCACACUGAGCGCUUUCAGGCCAAGGAAAAGAAAGUCAGCAGGAAGUUCUCUUUUAGUUCAGCUGACCUGUUUCGCCAGAGCAUCGUUCCGCGCUUGAGUCGCCGUGACAGCCACACCCUCUCCCGCUCCUGCUCCACUCUCCACCCAUUGGAUGAUCAGCAUCGCAGCCUUACCCUCAAACCCAAACACAGCAAGCGGAGGAGCGUUGGAGUCUUCAUCGCUCAGGUGUUCUCAAACCGUAAAGACAUGGACAUGAAGAAAGAGCUGGAGGAGGAGCUUAAGCUCAGCACAGACGAUAUCAGGAGUCAUGCCUGGUAUCACGGGCAGCUACAGAGAGAGGAAGCAGAGGAGCUACUGAAAAAUGACGGGGAUUUCUUGGUGCGAGACUCUAGAACAAGUGGCGGUGACUACGUCCUGAGCUGCAUGUGGAAGAAGCAGUGCAUGCACUUCAAAAUUAUCCGCAUUGUCCUCCGUCCAAAACAGGGUUACACAAGGGAGCUGUAUCAGUUUGAGAACGAUCAGUUCGACAACAUCCCUGCUCUGGUGCGCUUUCACGUAGGUGGCCGUCAACCAAUCUCACAUGCUACCGGAACUGUCAUCACUCACCCGGUCACACGCACACUUCCUCUCCGGGUCAUCAACGAGCGCCAAACUGUGAGGUCAUCAAGCACGAGCUCUGAAACAACGCCUCACUGGUCACCAGAGAAGGGGAAGAGGCGGAGUUUGAGCUCUACACAUAUGGACAUGCUCCAGGUGGACAACCGCAACCUUCUCAGGAGCGGCAGCCAACCUGCUAAUCUAGAGACAGUAGGAAGACCAUUACUACAAUCAGCACAAUCAGAUAGCAACCUUCGACCAGCCGUACCCCAGAGUGCACCAGUGCAGGAUCCUCUUUCCCCGGUGUACCGUACAGGCAGCGAUCCGUUACUCAGCCCUGGCUCGGCUCAUUCACACAACCCCAGCCAAUUGGCCACAGGAGGCUGCACACUCCGAGGUUCUGAUGGACAGCUGCAUUCUCGGGCUCCACCCAAACCAAUCCGGGUUUCCACCCUGUUUCCAGGAGACUCGACCACCAUACCACGGAUCGAGGUCAACCCUGCCUCCUUCUAUGAUGUGCUUGUGCCACAGAUCCCUCAGGCGAUGAUGCCCAAAGGUCCCGCAGCUCGUCUUCGUGCUCAGGAGAAAUGGAACAGUCGGGCACGUAUCACCGAGACCAGCUUUGCUUUUCUUGAGGCAGAGAAAGACGAGGAAGAGCAAGUGGCAGAAACGGUGAAGGAGAAGAUUGACCGAGUGGCAGAGGUAGCGAGCAACGGAGAUGACUGGCGGUUCCUCCGUCCUGAGGCAGAGACAAGCUCCUCGUUUCGUCUAGACGCAUUUCGGUCACUGCUGCUCCCAGACAACAACCGGCCGCUGGAACAGAGCGUACUCCGCUCGAUUAAAGACCUGUUCGCGCGCACUGACGCUAAUACCACGGCUCUGCACAUGCUCAGCGUGGACUGCCAGGUAGCACGCGUGACUGGUGUGACGGAGGAGCAGAAGAGGAUGAUGGGAGUACACUCAGGACUGGAGCUCAUCACACUUCCACAUGGGAGCCAGCUCAGACAGGAUCUACUGGAGAGACAUCACUUGUUAGCCCUGGGCGUGGCCUUGGAUAUCCUGGGCUGUACAGGCACGGUCAAUCAGAGAGCGCUGGUGCUCCAUAAGGUCAUCCAGCUGGCUCAGGCGCUGCGCUUUACCGCCCAUGACCUCUACGCUUUCAGUGCGGUCAUGAAGGCCCUCGAGCUUCCGCAGAUAGUCCGGUUGGAGAUGACAUGGCGAGUGUUGAGGAGGAACCACACAGAGAGUGCUGUGAUGUUUGAGAAAACCCUGAAGCCCUUCAUGAAGUCACUCAAUGAGGGUGAUGACUCGGUGGCGUCCGGACCCUUGUCCCUGCCCCACAUGGUGCCGUUGUUGAAGCUGAUGGAGGGAGAGGAUGGAGUGGAGAACAGUGAGCGAGGCUGCCAGCUCCUCUACAACAUCCUACAGUCCUCGCGCAACACAGCUAAUCAUGCUAACGACUUCCAGCAACACGCACACACACUGUUAUCAGCAGGCUGGGAGCCAAUCCCGGAGCUGCUGGAGACUUUCAGCACCGAGUUCGCCCUGCGUCUGUUCUGGGGUCACACCGGAGCCACGGCCAGCAGAAAGGAGCGCUAUGAAAAAUUCGACAAGAUCCUCUCCAUCCUCUCCAACAAACUGGAGCCUGCGCAGACCUCCGAACUCUGACCUUUGAACUUCCAACUCACUUUUUUAAUGGCUGGACAAAACGAGGGAAUUGUUUUGCUGACCGGAAGUAAACUCGGGAAAGCGUGUCUCUGAUUCUGGACAAUCCAUGUGAAGCUCUUUUCUGAUUGGACGAGAGCAGAUGGAAGUUUUUUUUUGAGUGGACUAUAGAAAAGAAAGCUUUUCUCUGAUGGGAUGCAAGAGAAACGUUUUUUUCCCCCUGAUUGGGACAUAGAAAGAGAAUAAGAUGGAACUUUAUGGAAGUAGUUGAAGUUUCUUUCUGCUCUAAUGGAGUCAGAGUAAAGCUUCUCUCUGAUUGGAUGGAUCAAGUUUGAUGUUGUGGACCAGGUGAAAGUUUGUGUUCUUAUUUUUUAUUUGAUAAAAGCUUUUCCCUGAUGGGACGCGAUUCCGAGAUGACCUGUGAUGAUAAUCUCACAAUGAAAACAGGAGAACUGACCAAAGAAGAAUGUCUGCAUUCGCAUGUAGACGUGUUUACACAUUCUAUUGUACAUGUACUGUAUGUGUGUGUGUUAAUGUGUGUGUCCUGAACAAUGUCAACUCCUGUGCCUCACACUGGAAAUUACAAAUCUAGGCAACACUGGAGAUUACA